This is a messenger RNA of Mixia osmundae IAM 14324, 1518 nucleotides long. RefSeq lists its product as uncharacterized. The record is from RefSeq and is a predicted model, not a curated record. The transcript has 2 exons. Bases 1 to 1518 code for a protein of 505 amino acids. NCBI's taxonomy places the organism in Eukaryota, Fungi, Basidiomycota, Mixiomycetes, Mixiales, Mixiaceae.
AUGGACACUGAGGCUAUGAGCAAUACCACAUCGCUGCAGGUUCAGCGAUACAUGCUGCUCAAAGCCAAGCAACAACAGCAGUCUGUCGAGUCGAAUACGCAUCACAGUCAACAGAGGUUGGGCAAUCUACGCAACGCCCAAGACGACUCGCUCGACAUGAGUAGGACUAGCUCAUCUAGCCAUUCUAGCAAGAGCGAUCAUUCACAUGGCUCACGGACAGCUCUGGCAGCUCGUUCGGCCAACAUUGCUGAUGAUACUUUGAGCGCAAGACCUGUCAAUACUCGUGCGCUCGCAAGCAAAGAGAACUCGCCAACACAAAUUGUCAUUCGACAUCGUAGGGUGUCGAGUCAUCUGCAGCAGCUUGCUGAGCUAGCAACUUGCGAGUCCAGCUACGUCAGGGCAGGCUGGGCAGAGGAACACGUGGUGACAAUGCCCUGUAUCUUACAAGCGCCUUUCACUGCGUCAACUAGCGAAACAUGGGCGCCAGCGUUAGCCUCUCGAAAGGAUAGCACGGACUCAUCUGCAUUUAGUCCGAGUGCGUUCACACUGCCGCCGACCCCGGUCACGCCAGCUCACGUGUCACUGCGUGACUUGCAAGCCGCAUCGGCCACGUACGCAGCAGUCUGCCACGAUGAUCUGCCAUCUGCUGCGCGAAUGGGUCGCAUCUGUUCGACAGCAUCGUCAUUUCCUCACAAGCGCGCUGACCAGCCAGAAGCUAUCGCGCCGUCUGCUCUGAUCAGGACCCGUUCAGAUCCAGUGCCUGUUGCGACCGCAAUCGAAUGGCACCCGAGCUAUCUUCAAGUGACAAAGCAGCAGCCAGAUCACGCGAUGAGUUGGCCAGAAGGCCAGGCCGAGACGCCGAGGAUGAUAACGCGAAGUCAUAGCAAGUCUGCCUCGAUGUCAUCAACUUGCUCUGCCGAUCGACUUGCUCUUGCUCUGCGUACGCCGCCCACGCACAUGCAGAAGCGACGUUCGAGUGUCCGUAGCAUAGCUUCGCCGCCACCAAAUCAGCGCUCAGCCUCGAUCUCGUCUGUCACUUCUCGCUUAGCGUCGCGAAGAGGAUCAACCAAUUCUGCUGCUGGAUCACAAGCACCGGGUAUAGCCGAAUUGUCAGAUGCUGCCACUUGCUUUGACGCUCUGAUGCGUAUGCGAGAAGCGCAAGACAAUUUCAUCUUCCACGCGUCCUAUCCGCUGGCAGGUCCAGCAACGCCGACCAGUCAAGAGGUACCAAUGCUACACCGGAUCAACAAAGAAGUUCGUCAAGCGACAGGCUGGCGGUUCACGCUGAUCUGCAGCCGUAUCGGGGCCACUAGGACAACGAGCCGAUACUAUUGCUCGCAAGACGAAGACACGAAGAAGCCAAGCAAGGUCAAGAACGGCCAGGACAAUGUGCGGACUGGCAUGGCGAGAUUCCCUUGCAACGGUCGGUUGACAGUGAGCUAUAUACGAGAUACGCACACGAUCGCAAUUUGGCUCAAGCAUGACUGCCAACAUGAACGCUACAAAUCACGAUCAUAG